AUGCCAAAGACUAGCGUCUACACCACAGGUCGGGCCAGACGACUUUUGGUUGAUGCACUGGAUGGUUGUCCGGCCAGUUUUCCGUGGCUCUGCAAGGGCCAUCCUAUGGAUGGCACUCUCAAAACCUUGAAUCGAACGUUUCUGGAUAAAGAGGAUGCACAAGAGACCCCGCUGGUCGGAUGUCGCAUUCACUCCGCUGCGACACCCGCAGUAAGGGGGGCCCCUUGCCGCGGGUGUCGCAGCAGACUGCGCGCGACAUCCGAUCGCCAGCUGUGA
This is a messenger RNA of Puccinia graminis f. sp. tritici CRL 75-36-700-3, 276 nucleotides long. RefSeq lists its product as uncharacterized. NCBI's taxonomy places the organism in Eukaryota, Fungi, Basidiomycota, Pucciniomycetes, Pucciniales, Pucciniaceae. The record is from RefSeq and is a predicted model, not a curated record. Bases 1 to 276 code for a protein of 91 amino acids. The transcript has 2 exons.